UAAUAUUUCUAACGGUUGUAUGCAUUGUUAGCUGGUGUGGUAGAUAUGAAUUCAACAGAAACAGAAACAUUUAUGGUGAAAUAAGAAUUUUGCACCUCCGCAAUCAAACCUAAUUCGCAAAGGUUAAAAAUAAAGCAAACAACUUUUUAAAGUGGGUGAAAAUGGUGAAAGUGCCCAAAACACCGGAUAGUUUGGCUAACGGUUAGCCUACAUUAAGCUAGCGGUAAAGCUAGCAGUUUAUGCUACAGAUAGGCUCAAAACACGUCGUCACCUGAAAAUCUUCAUACUUACUGGAUUUUAAUUCGAUGAGGUGGUGAACUGUCUUUCUCCUACACGCCAUCCAAGGCAGACCAUGGAUGUCUGCGGUGGACAAGAAAAGAGGCGCUCUGCUGGAUGGAGGCCAUGCAGAGGUGGUGUGAGGGAUCAGAUAUUGCCCAAGGGGGUCCACCAACGCAUCAUCCCCCAGCGAUGAGUAAGCUACCACCAGCGGUACCAGCGGAGAAACACUGCUGGAUGAGCAGGGAACAGUGGGAGACGACGUCAGAAAUUGCCAGAGUUAAAGUGGGAGUUGCUCAAGUGAAGGAGGCUGAGUCCAGAAGAGGAGCUCAUAAUGACUGGUUGCAAAUGAGCUAAAACUGCAUCCUGUGGGGAAAGAGUGGAGCAACUUUAGUUCACCCAAGGUUUUUAGCCUGUGGAAGCAGUGUCCAGUAGCCAUCUUCCUCAUAAUAAGAACUAAACCCCAACCUUUGCCCCUGUAAGAAAGAUAUACUGUAAAGCCCAUACAGCUUCUACAGAGAGACCUGAAGAUGGCGGAUGACAGAUGCUUUUUAGCAUCUGCCAGGAAGUACAUAUGAGACACCUCACCCAGAUCCAGCUCCUCGUACGUCGCAGACACUUCUCUGUGACCCUAAGGACCCUCUGAGGCGGUCAGGCCUGAGCGUUAGCGGAUGGUUACGUUCCGAGAUCCUGCUGCUUCCAUGGCAGCGAAACCCAUAGAGCAUGAGAGAAAGUGCAAGUGUGGCAGCAGUGUGGACACCAGGUUCUGGGAUGCUGGGAAUUAUUUAGGAGUCGCCUGAAUCCACCGGCAUCAUUUGGAUGCACGCUCUAGUGCAGCGGAUAAAACUCAAGCAGGCGUGACCUUUAAAGAGUCAACAUGACAAGUGGCGCAAAUUUGCUCAGCGUCUUGUGAUUAUUUGAGUUUGCACGAACAAGUUUGCAGUGUGGGCUCAGACUUUCUGACCCCACGUUGGUCUCUUCUAAUGUUUUGAGAGCGAGGGUCCCGGUGGUCGAACGAGUGAUCUGUGCAGCACAAACAGCAGAGAGUUGCUGAGACUCCCUUUAAAGCCCUGUGCUUCAUGUGGCAGACACCACUCAGACAUGCAGAACUAAUGGCUGGAUGAAGACAGAGGGUUCUGGUUUUCAUUUCCGUCAGUGUUGAUCCCACAGACAGUGUCCAGGCCGCGCGAAGACAGAGUGUCAUAAUGUGGACAGACAGGAUUAGUAUCAGCACUUAACAAAUGAAGAACAUCCUUCAUACUAAUCUUCUGUCUGUCAGACACCAGCGAGCCGGGGGAGGCCUCUGUUCCCUCACGCCGGAUCAGCUUACAGCGCUAAUGACACACCCACUCCAGCUUUUCAUCCCACCCUAAUGAACACAGCACAGCAACACAACAGCCCCACUGGCCUCACGUGUUUGUCUGACUGUUAGGGACAGGUUCGUUGUACGAGGACAGACACAAAUAACAAGCUAGGUUAACUUCUAUAACUUUUAUAAGGUUUUCAUGUUUUUUUACUGAUUACAGGCUUUUAGCUGCAGAGAAAAUCAAUCACAGUGUCUCAUGAGUCAUCACACAAAUUCAUGCAAAAUCAUUCACAGCAAAAUGAUGCAGUGGCAAGCAUCUAACACUCCUCCUUCUGUCACUCUGGGCUAAUAGAGCUCUCCUUCUGUCCUUCCCCCUCUUGUCUCCUGACCUUCACUAACUUGUGUUUGCCUUUUGUCCUUCCUGUGUGUUUGUGCGCUCGGCUGAGGGGAGGAUGUUGCCUCUCUGUGUCCGUGUGUUGUUUUUCCCUGCAGUAUUUUACCGUCCACUGUGUUAAUUGAUUCACGGUGCCGGUACAGUAGCAGUCGUGUGGGGAAGGCUGCUCUCAGCCACUCAGAGGAGCCUGAUUGCUGGACUCCUGAUUGGACCGGUUACACACACACACGCUGGGAGUUAAAAUCCCGGAUGGUUGUUGCUUCAACCGCCGCUGCACCUUUUUCAUUCCAGGCAAACUGCAACACAUGAAAGGCUCCAUGAUGAGGUAGAUGCUGAACUGACAAAGAGAAGCCCCGCUGACUCCUUUCCACUGCCGGUGGUGUAAUUGUGGUUUGAGUGUUUUUACCCAGAAUGAACCAGAAACACUUGAUGCAUGAGUGACACAGUGAAAGCAGAUGUUCCAGCAGAUGUGUUCAGUCGCUCUCCCCCGUUCACAGAGGGAAUCUCCACAGAACUCACAACACUUGCAAAACGUGGGUAUGUGACAACCUUGUCAGCGCUCAGAGCUCGCUGUCUGUCCAUCUCUGCUUCUCGCAGGCAGCACGACCAGAACGACCUGAGGAAGAAGCACUCAACACAAGUUGUGAGGACGGGGAAGAUGAGACCUCCCAGCCCUCUGCUGAUCCUGCUGUACAUCACGCUGUCCAAGAGUGUAAAGGUGGUCUCUAAGAGAGGCUCAGUGGACGGCUGUACAGACUGGUCAGUGGACUACCUGAAGUACCGGGUGCUGCAGGGGGAGCCGGUGCGGCUGAAGUGCGCUCUGUUCUACGGGUACAUCCGGGCCAACUACAGCCAGGCUCAGAGCGUGGGCCUCAGCCUCAUGUGGUACCGCAGCUCCGGCCUCGGCCACAGCGACUUCGAGGAGCCCAUCUCGUUCGACGGCGUCCGCAUGAGCAAGGAGGAGGACGCCAUCUGGUUUCGACCUGCUGACCUCCAGGACGUGGGCCUUUAUUCCUGCGUCUUACGGAACUCGACGUACUGCAUGAAGGUGUCCAUGUCUCUCACCGUGGCAGAAAACGACACCAACCUCUGCUACAACUCCAACAUGAGGCGAACUGAGAAGGCUGAGCUCAGCAAGAGCAAAGACAUCCUCUGCCCGGACACCGACGACUACGUGGAGCCGGGAAAGGACCUGGACAUCACCUGGUACAAGGAGUGCCGUCCGAAGCAGUGGCGCGCCAGCAUCCUCAUGAAGAGAGACAUACUGUCCAUACAGGAGGUGAAGGAAGAUGACAUUGGGAAUUACACCUGUGAAAUUCAGUUUGGUGGAUUUGUGGUCAGGAGGACGACGGAACUCACCGUCACCGGGUCCGGUCCUGUUCUGUACCCGCCUGCUGGCACAAGAUGGAGGCGGCCGCUCAGGGAAUGAGAUGCAGCGUUCUCCUCCCCUGUGGUUUGUGUGGCUCUGCCGUUUAGUUUGUUGUAGCGUUAUUUACCCAAGUUGGAGGAUGUAAUGUGCGCUUAGCGUUUCCGCCGCCUCCCCGUUAUGAGGAGUGUCAGUAGAAUUUAGGGAUGCUCCCAGCGCUCAACGUUUCUAUUUUGAUCUAGAGCAGUUUGUUUGUGUUUGUUGAAGACGGGAUCCAGCUACUGCAGGCUUUAUCUUUGGUCCAAAUGAGUUCUGAAGGAAGGCAGCGAAGCUGCGGUUUGAGCUUUUGUGGUUUAGGGCAACUAGACGUUUUAAGGUUUUUUCUGUACUGUCUGGUUUCAUGUUGUUGUGUGGCUGCUGACCAGCUUGUACUUGCGUGUACUUCCCUGUCUUUACGUGUCCGAUGGCCUUUUAGCUUGACCUCAAAGUUCAAUAGCAGCAGUUAUAAAAGUUUAUUGGGCUGCAAAUGUACUCAGUCUGCAUUAAUGAUACGGAGCGAGGGCUUCAACCAUAGGCCGUAAGAAAGAGAGAGAAACACCUGUGAAUUUACCAGCCGCCUUCCCUCCUUCCAUAUAUCAGCCUCCCCUGUUGUGUGUGUGAAUGAAGGGAUGAAUAUUGAAUAAACCCAGCUGAACAAUAGGGGCCAGAACAAUAGAAAAUAACUGAACACCAAGCUUCGGGUGAAAAUCAUCCAUCUGAACAAGAGCGGCGGAAGCAAAGAAAUGCUGGCCUCACUUUUGAUUGUCUCUCACUCGGAACUGAUUUUCCAUUUGUCUGUCGCCUUCCGUUGCAGCGGCAGCACCGCGGCUUCUGCGCAUGCUUUUCUGAGGCGUAUUUACACACAUGCGCUACGAGGAGCCGGCGUCCCACAGGGAGCCAUCAGUGGCUCAGGUUUGUUUGAUUGUGCCCCUGUGCCGGUCGCUGUCAGCAGCAGAGUCCGCUCCGUUGCCACUGCCUCUCUUAUUACCAUACCAAUGGGACACCUCAUCUCUAAAGCCGCAAUGUUCUGAUACAAUUAGAUUGGCUCAUCUUCACCAUAGGCUCAUUUCCUUUAAUAAACCUACAUCAUCAUGCCCUCGAGUGGGUGUGAGAUUAUCCCUGUUUUAUCACAUCCUGCUAAAGCGAUAUUACCUGGACAGCGAGAAUAAAAGGCCACGCUGCGACUGAAAUCCGAGGGCUAAUGUUAGAGUUUAUUUGAUCGGGCAGGAGGACGGACGAGGCCAUUAAGUUUAACCCGCCUUAAAUAUAGCACAGUACAAACUGACCUUUGCGUUGACCCUGACUUGCUGCAAAGUGUGUGUGUGUGUGUGUGUGUGUGUGUGUGUGUGUGUGUGUGUGUGUGUGUGUGUGUGUGUGUGUGUGUGUGUGUGUGUGUGUGUGUGUUGUUCUGACCCUGCUGCACCGUGCAACAGCGUCUCCGUGGAGCAGCGGCGGCUGGACUGAGGUCAGUCCGGUAAUAGAGGUUAACUAUGGGCAUAAAUACAGACUCACCGAGAUCACUCUGAUCCAGGAGCACCUUAAUCAAGCCGUGAUGGUGCUCAGGUUAAUAGAAACGUAAAGGAAACAGCGACCCCUCGUCCCGUUUUACCUGCCCUCCGGUUUGUGUCACUAUGAGCAUGUGGACAUGGGUGGGACUGUGGAGAGCGUGGAGUGAUGACAAUAAAAACGACCAUUAGCAACAGAUGGAGCGUUUGUUUUUGUCUUUCCCCUCCACAGACCUUCACCUCAACCUCCCAUCUGUAAAUGAAGUGCCUUUUUGUGUACUCUUAUAAUUGAUUCAUGCAGCAGCCGCUUCGCUAUUUGCCAGAUCCUCGGAGGAAUACAGAGUGUGGUCAGAUUAGCUGCUGUGUUUACCGCCUGCCGGUGUCAGGGACACGGGGAGCAGCGCCUCGGCUGUAACCACCACCAAAAUAUGACUAAUUGAUAAAUGUAAGUACAGUAUAGGCCACUUUGUGGAUGUUUGUCUUGUGAUGUGUUGCCCACAACUGUCUGAUGUGAUGCAUCUGUUCCUUAAUAGCGCGUCUAAAUCAUUUCUGUUCGAUUUUUCGCGUCCUCCCAGGUCUUAUUCCAGCGCCGUGAUGGUAAUGCUACAGUAGUGGAGCAUCAGAUAAAAGCCCCGUUCAGCUGAUGUGUGCAGCUCCCUCUGCGUUUUGUAGGAAGGAAAACAUUAUACAGAGGCAGCAGAAAGGGAUAAAGAGAACAGGGGAGUGAAAGGGACCGAUAACGGCGGAGGAGAGGGAGGUGAAGAGAUAGAAGGAAUGAUAACAGAGCGGCUGCUGUUCCUGUAGCUUAUCUGUAUUCCUCACCAGUGUUUCCCAGCAGAAACAGUGUGUCCACGACUAUAAACAGACUAUUAUCCAAGUGUUUAUCACAGUGCACAUUACCGUUUGCCUCUGUCGGACUUACUGUAAUGGAGUCGUUGGGUUUGAUGGAUGCCUCGGGCGCGGGUUUCUAUCUAUUGCUCUCAUUAUACCUCUGUCUGCAUCCACGGACUGUGGAAAUGUCUGUGUGCACAUUCAGCAUCGCCUGCAAACAUGGUGAUUGAGGUUACGGCCAAUGUAAAUGUACCGUUCUGCCACCGCGAAUUGGAAGUGCAAGAGGCCAGGAGGAAUUCAAGGGGAGGAGAGGACUCAUUACCUCACCUCGUGCGGUGUCCACCGGCUGCAGGGAGACGCUUGGGAACGAGCUUCGCAGACGCAAAUGAAGGCGGAAUGUGUGUCUAUUAAAAUUCCUAAGUUAGAAGCUGGAGCUGUCGUGGGUUUGACCGUGAGGGAUCACACUUUGCCUCACGCCGUGUUAGACAGCGAGUGUUUGUGCAUGUAUGUAUGUGAAUACAAUAAAUGUUACUGCUUCUCUGCACAUUUGUGAACAGUAGUUCCGUCUUCUGGGGCUUGGUUUGUGUGUGGCCUGAAGGAAGUGAAGACACUUGGUCAGACGUCCAAACUGCAGCCACCAGAGACUCUGAGGGAAAGAGGACGCAACUGGUACGCGUCCUCCUCCCUCCGUGUUCCUGUAAACCGGUCCAGAGGUGCAAAGAUGGAUGGAGAGGCAGUGAUUAGCACUGACAUUAUCCAAGAGAGGAAUGGAUGGGGCGAUAAGAGAUGUGGGGUGAGAAAAUGAGAUGGGUUUGCUCUGGACUGAAACGUCUCCAUUUAUCAGUCUAUAUGCUGUGUGUGUGUGUGUGUCGCCUGCUGAACUGUUGAGGUCAUGCUAAACACUCAGCCUCAGCCCCAUGUCCUUGGAGAGGAGAUGAUAAAAUCACACCUGAGAUAAGUGUUACUCCAGCAGUUGACUCUUCCCAGCUCCUCCUACACGCACAUGUGUGUGUGUGUGUGUGUGUGUGUGUGUGUGUGUGUGUGUGUGUGUGUGUGUGUGUGUGUGUGUGUGUGUGUGUGUGUGUGUGUGUGUGUGUGCGUGUGCGUGUGUGCGCGCGUGUGUGUGCGUGAGGCGCUAUCAGUUCGACGAUACCAGAAUUUCCAAGAAACACGGAGUGCUACACAUUUUGAGCCUGUUAAUAUAACGAGCGGCCGAGUUGCUCGGAUGAUGUUACCGGCGUCGGGCGGAGCAGAGUGGCUCAUUAGUUUAAGGUCAACGAUCACUCUCCUGAUUAACUCAUCUCCCUCCUUCCCUCUCCUCCUCACCCCUUACCUCAGCGAUCCUUGCUUCUCUGUUCCCUCUCCCUUCAUCACUAUUCACCAGCUGUCCUCCCAGACCCUAAGCAGGCCAAGGUCCACAUCAUCUUAAUUCAAUUACAGCUGAUAUCAAACUGCAUGUAAUAGAUUAAAUUUAUAUCCUCUACAAUUAAUCU
This is a messenger RNA of Betta splendens (Siamese fighting fish), 7210 nucleotides long. Its product is annotated as interleukin-1 receptor accessory protein-like 1-A. NCBI's taxonomy places the organism in Eukaryota, Metazoa, Chordata, Actinopteri, Anabantiformes, Osphronemidae. The transcript is spliced from 15 exons. The record is from RefSeq and is a predicted model, not a curated record. Gene Ontology annotation, biological process: negative regulation of exocytosis. Bases 2410 to 3405 code for a protein of 331 amino acids.